This is a messenger RNA of Opisthorchis viverrini, 1272 nucleotides long. RefSeq lists its product as hypothetical. NCBI's taxonomy places the organism in Eukaryota, Metazoa, Platyhelminthes, Trematoda, Opisthorchiida, Opisthorchiidae. The transcript has 9 exons. The annotation marks the transcript as partial. The record is from RefSeq and is a predicted model, not a curated record.
GAUUCGCCUCGAUUGGUGUCUUCAACUGACGGGAAGGUGCUUGGUUCGGACCCGACCUCUGCCUCUCGACAUCCCCUGUCUAAGCUUGGGCAACCUGACAGUAUCCCAGCCCUCGUGCUUCCUUCUGGUGGCAUGGCAGUUAGGCAUCGAAAGGGCAACCUGGCACUAUCCCAGCUCUCGUGUUUCCUUCGUGUGGCAUGGCAGCUAGGCACUGGAAGGGUGUUACAGCUGAACGAUUGCCUUCAUGGGGCGAGAUGCCUCAACUGGUUAGAGCGCGAAUUUACUGACCAGAAGGUCCGUGGUUCGAACCCGACCUGUGCAUCUCGACUUCCCCUGUCUAGGCUUGGGCAACCUGGCAGCAUCCUAGUCCUCGUGCCUUUCUCGGGUAGCAUGGCAGCUAGGCGCUGGAAGGGCAUUACAGCUAAACUAUUACGAGACGAUUCGCCAGAAGCAUCUCUUUUGCAGUCGAGUGGUUUUAAUGGGGCGAGAUGCCUCAACUGGUUAGAGCGCGAAUUUACUGACCAGAAGGUCCGUGGUUCGAACCCGACCUGUGCAUCUCGACUUCCCCUGUCUAGGCUUGGGCAACCUGGCAGCAUCCUAGUCCUCGUGCCUUUCUCGGGUAGCAUGGCAGCUAGGCGCUGGAAGGGCAUUACAGCUAAACUAUUACGAGACGAUUCGCCAGAAGCAUCUCUUUUGCAGUCGACUGUAACACCCUUCCGGUGCCUAGCUGUCAUGCUACCCGAAGGAAGCAUGAGGGCUGGGAUACUGCCAGGUUGCCCAAGACUAGACGAGGGAAGUCGAGAGGCAGAGGUUCGUGGUUCGAACCUGACCUCCGCCUCUCGACUUCCCUUCUCUAAGCUUGGGCAACCUGGCAGUAUCCCAGCCCUCGUGCUUCCUUCCGGUGGCAUGGCAGCUAGGCACCGGAAGUGUGCUACAGCUGAACGCUUUAUAUCAACUGAGGAUGGAUCAGAAGCACCCUUUCGGUGCCUAACUGCCAUGCCACCCAAAGGAAGCACAAGAGCUGCCAGGUUGUCCAAGCCUAGACAGGGGAAGUCGAGACGCAGAGGUCGGUUUCGAACCACGGACCUUCCGAUCAUCAAUGAUGCGAUUUUGAAGAUGAGCAGAAAACGUACCAUGGAAUUGUCUGCCAUUCUGAAGGACACCCAGUUUGAUAAGGAUGCACUCAAGGUUGUUUGCGACAAGUUUACGACCGACGAAAUGUGCAACGAGUUGGCGGCCCACCUUCUCAUCACGGUAAUUGACAAGACUCGU